CGAUACAAUCUUCUAUCUUCUUCUCUAUCCACAUAGAUUCCACACUUCGGCCAAAAAAAUCGAGGAUGGAGGUCCCAAAAACCCCAUUGCUAAUGAUAAUUAUUGUGGUAGCUUCAUGUUUCUUGCAUGUCAAGGCUUGGCAUGGUCAGACUUAUUGUGGUGGCAAUGCAGCUCCCCGAUGCCAGCUCCGGUACAUCGACUGUCCUGAAGAGUGCCCAACCGAAAUGUUCCCCAACUUUCAGAACAAAAUUUGUUGGGUUGAUUGCUUUAAACCCCUUUGCAUGGCCGUGUGUCGCGCGGUAAAACCCAACUGUGAAUCCUAUGGAUCAAUCUGUCUAGAUCCGAGGUUCAUAGGCGGUGAUGGAAUUGUGUUCUACUUCCAUGGAAAGAGCAAUGAACAUUUUAGUAUUGUCUCGGACCCUGACUUUCAGAUCAAUGCUAGGUUCACUGGUCAUAGACCUGCUGGCCGCACUAGAGACUUUACAUGGAUCCAAGCUCUCGGCUUCCUUUUCAACUCCCACAAAUUUUCCCUUGAGACCAUCAAAGUCGCCACUUGGGACAGCAACCUUGAUCACCUCAAGUUCACUAUCGAUGGCCAAGAUUUGGUUAUCCCUCAAGAAACUCUAUCCACUUGGUACUCAUCCGGCAAAGACAUCAAGAUUGAAAGGUUGACACAAAAGAACAGUGUGAUCGUGACUAUCAAAGACAAAGCUGAGAUCAUGGUCAACGUGGUUCCGGUGACCAAAGAAGAUGAUAGAAUCCACAACUACAAAUUACCUGUAGAUGACUGUUUUGCUCAUCUUGAGGUCCAGUUCAAGUUCAUUAAUCUGUCCCCAAUAGUCGACGGAAUCUUGGGACGCACUUACAGACCCGAUUUCAAGAAUCCGGCUAAACCAGGAGUCGCAAUGCCAGUAGUGGGAGGUGACGAUAACUUCAGGACAUCUUCUCUGCUCUCUCAUGAUUGCAAAACUUGUUUGUUCUCUGAAGAUCCCGCCGUCGCAAGUGGCUCUGUCACGCUCAAAAGUACAUACACAUUGUUAGAUUGCAGCCGUGGCGCAUCUUCCGGGUACGGACUCGUCUGCAGGAAGUAGUUACCAUCCAAACUCAAUUUGCUAAGAAUUACAGAUAAUAAAAGUAUAUUGUUAUGUUUUGUGCAAGGUUACUUUAUAUAUUUGUCAAAAUAAAACAGAUUUUAUAAG
Messenger RNA from Arabidopsis arenosa, 1199 nucleotides. The record is from the annotation of a GenBank genome assembly. NCBI's taxonomy places the organism in Eukaryota, Viridiplantae, Streptophyta, Magnoliopsida, Brassicales, Brassicaceae.